CGGCGAGAGGAAGGGUUUAGAGAUGGUGCCGGCUAUGUUCAUAUUUGGAGAUUCUCUUAUUGAUAAUGGAAACAAUAAUAAUCUUCCAUCUUUAGCUAAAGCUAACUAUUAUCCUUAUGGUAUUGAUUUUCAAGCCGGUCCGACCGGUCGCUUUUCCAACGGCUACACCAUGGUUGAUCAAAUUGCGGAGUUACUAGGAUUGCCACUUAUUCCAUCAUACACAGAAUCCUCCCCUGAACAAAUGCUUCACGGUGUCAAUUACGCCUCCGCCGCCGCCGGAAUCCUCGACAUCACCGGCCGUAACUUCGUGGGAAGAAUUCCUUUCAACCAACAGAUAAGCAACUUCGAGAAUACACUUGAUCAGAUCACCGGAAGGCUUGGUGCUGCUGACGUGGCUCAAUCGUUAUCUCGAUGCAUAUUCUUCGUCGGAAUGGGAAGCAACGAUUACCUUAACAACUAUCUAAUGCCAAAUUACGACACACGCAAUCAAUACAACCCUCAACAAUAUGCCGAUCUUUUGGUUCAACAAUACUCGCAACAACUCACUAGGCUAUAUAGCUUGGGAGCUAGAAAAAUUGUGUUGGCCGGAUUAGGGUUAAUGGGAUGCAUACCGAGCAUUUUAGCGCAAAGUGAUGUUGGAAAGUGUUCGGAAGACGUGAAUCAACUUGUCCUUCCUUUCAAUUACAAUGUGAAACUCAUGAUCAAUAAUUUAAGUGGGAAUCUCCCCGAUUCACACUUCACAUACAUAGAUGUUCACACAAUGUUUCAAGAUAUACUCGCAAAUCCCAGAUCUUAUGGAUUUAGCGUGAUUGAUAAGGGAUGUUGUGGAAUUGGAAGGAACCGAGGACAAAUUACGUGUCUGCCACUACAAAUGCCAUGCAUGAACAGGCGGGAAUAUGUUUUUUGGGAUGCGUUUCACCCGACGGAGGCGGUUAAUGUUAUUAUGGGAGAAAAAGCUUUCUCCGGCGAUCUGUCGGUGGUUUACCCUAUCAACGUCCGUCAACUUGCAAUGAUAUAAAAAAUG
Impatiens glandulifera is the source of this 1024-nucleotide messenger RNA. Its product is annotated as GDSL esterase/lipase At1g71691. NCBI's taxonomy places the organism in Eukaryota, Viridiplantae, Streptophyta, Magnoliopsida, Ericales, Balsaminaceae. The record is from RefSeq and is a predicted model, not a curated record. Bases 23 to 1018 code for a protein of 331 amino acids. Gene Ontology annotation, molecular function: hydrolase activity, acting on ester bonds. The transcript is spliced from 5 exons.